Molecule: messenger RNA, 25826 nt
Organism: Coregonus sp. 'balchen'
Lineage: Eukaryota; Metazoa; Chordata; Actinopteri; Salmoniformes; Salmonidae
Source: the annotation of a GenBank genome assembly
AUGGACCAGGUAAGACCUUUGUUUGGUGUUAUUACACUUUCAGUACUGGGCUCUUCUCAUUUACUCUCUCCCUUGCACUCACACAGCGCCGUCUCGGUAUAGCGGAGACCGAGGUUGGUUGUCUCUGCUUAUUACUCCCAAUCUAGAGGGUGGUGUGUGAUAAUUGUACAAUUAACAUGUGUGAAUUCUUUGAAAGAACUCAUCCACCUGCACAAUUAAUGUCAGCAUGACAAAACAUUGAGGUGAGGGGCAGAAUUUUGUUGGGAAUAUCAAUCAAUCAAUCAAAUGUAUUUAUAAAGCCCUUUUUACAUCACCAGAUGCUCACAAAGUGCUAAACAGAAACCCAGCCUAAAAGCCCAAACAGCAAGCAAUGCUGUUCCAUCAAAAAAAGGCUAUUUCUAAGAAUCCGUAUACUAUAUUGCUUCAUUCAAGGAAUAAAGUAGUAGCAAACAUUGUGACAACCAACCCCAUACUGUGUGACAACCAACCCCAUACUGUGUGACAACCAACCCCAUACUGUGUGACAACCAACCCCAUACUGUGUGACAACCAACCCCAUACUGUGUGACAACCAACCCCAUACUGUGUGACAACCAACCCCGCGAUGGGGCUGGUUGUCACAAGUGGACAAAGUGUGAUCGAUGGCUUGUAACUCCAUGUUGGAAUAAGAUAUGAGGAUAAAAGGGGUCCCUAUUUUAACCCAAGACCUUGGUCUUUCUAUUAAUAUUGAAAAGAGGCUUGUAAGAUAGACUGGUGAUGAGAAAUACACACACGAUUACAAAGUGUGACAACCAACCCCAAUCACCUAUAAUGAAGGUCGUUACCAUGAAUACAGUUUCAGUCCUGUGCCACAGUUUAAUUUGUAAUUACUGUGUAGUCAGAUAGGGAGUUGGCAUGACGCCCAUUCUGCUUGUCUCAAAAACUAUUAGGUGCUUCUUCUCUCUGGUUUAUUGCUAUAUGUGGCUUUAUUGUUUAAAUGUCACAUGAUUUAAUGCAGGUAAGGGCAACACUUUUUGUAAUAACUUCACAUUUGAUAUAAAAUCUCUGACUUUAUCUAUAGGUCAGGGGCCCCGGGCUUGUAUGUGUGUGUGUGUGUGUGUGUGUGUGUGUGCGUGCGUGUGUGUGGAUGGAUAGAUGGCAGAGUCAUCAUGUGGUAUAGCAGCCCAGAGUGAUUCAUGCUAGAACUGGUGACUAGUCCGUCAACACACACACACACACACACACACACACACACACACACACAUACAAGCCCGGGGCCCCUGACCUAUAGUUCUAUUGCCCCCAGGCCCUCACCUAAAGGAACUAGGCUUCUAUGGGUUUCUAUUGGCAGUUUUGGUGCCAGAGGGUCUGGAUGAUGCUUUGGGGGUUGUGUACCCCACCUUGAAAAUAAUGAUCCGGUCACUUAGUUUGUUUUAUCUCAUGUUGAAUUAGACUGUGAAAAGAGACAGAGAUACAGAUGUAAGAUCUUAAUUUGAGCCAGUUUGCUACAGCAGGAAAAUUAUCCUGCAGCAACAGGAAAUGUGAAUUAUUAUGUGGAUUAUAAUGAAUUACAUUUUUGUAGGGGUUGCUACAUUUUUCAUAAGGGAAAAUCAAUUCAAAGUGGAAAUUACAAACAUCAGAAGCCUUUUUAAACCUCAAAUACACUACAAGUUUGAAAUGUCCUCCCCUCCUUUCUCUGUCUGAUAGGAAGAAGACUUUCUGGACUUCAAGUCCUUGAGGGCAAAGUUCCAGGAUGAGGAAGUGUUGGUGCUGAAGCAGCCCAGGACCAAAUCUGCCCUCCCUGAGAAACCUAAAGUCCUACUUCCUCCUCACAGCCCGACAAACUCCCUUCCUUCCCUCAACCCCACAUCACACACACCCUCCAACUCACACUCCCUACGGCCCAGGGCUCGACCCUCCCUCCUCUCCUCCCUCCAGGGGAAGGGGGGCAUCGCACCCAGAGUCUUCGGCAAGGAGGAGAAGGAGAAGAAGGUAAAGGGCAAUGAAAGGAUUAAUGGAGGGAAAGAUAUUGUAGAAGUAGCGGUGAGGUCAGAUCUGCUGGACCAGAAACAGAAGAAAGAAGCAGACCUGGUCAUGAAGGCCAUGAAGAACAAGAAGGUGUCCCUGCUGUCCCCUGGGGGGUAUAAGGGGGGCAGUGUUAAGCUGGUAGAUGCGUCACCACCGCCCAUAAACACAACAAAAAAGAAGGGUUUUCUGGACAUCAGGAAGUCAGUGAAAACAGGGAAGAAGGGGAAAGCGGGGAAAGGUGAGCAUCCUCCUUUCCCCAUACUGGACAUAGCCAGCCCAGACCUGGCUGGCCCUGAACCUCUCAUGCCUCUAACCACCUUCGGAACCCCAGCCCCCCCUGUUGAUAUACCCAUAUGUACCGCCAUUAUCCCACCUUCCCCAGCAGUACACAUUGUUCACUUACCCCCUGCCCCGAUACCUGCCCCAGUACUAGAUUCCCCCUUACCCCCAGAGCUGUCUCAUAACCCAGUAUUUACCCUGUUACCCCCCACCCUGAAACCUGCACCAGCAGCUGAAGCCAUUACAGUCGUUACACCACCCGACCCCAUCCCAGUGAUCCCUGACCCUCCUAUCAUUGAUCAUAUCCAUGAAACCCUCACUCCUAAAACCCCAUCUGAAACCAUCCUAGCCCCCACCCUGCCAGAAUCAGUCUGCCCUAGCCCUUCCCCUGUUCCUGCCCCAUCCAGCCCAAUACCAACUCUCCCAGUCACCCCUAUACCCCCUGCUACCCCCAUCCCACCUCCACCCUCUACCUCCACCCCACCUCCACCUGUUAUAGUCGAGACCUCUGCCUCUCCACUUCCCUCUCAUACCCCCCCUCCCCCGGCGGGUGACCCCCCAGUCACACCCCCAUCCCCCCAGCCUGAGAGGCCCGUGCGGGUCCAGGAACGGCCACUCUCGGUCCUGUUGGCUCUAGGGCGAGCAGAGGAGAUAAGUCCACCAAAAAAAAGAGGAUCAGAGAAAAUCUUCAAUGCUCUGGAGAAAGCCAAGAGGAAGCUCACCAGGUACACAAUAUACCUUCAAUACAUAUACAUUAACACUAUCAUCAACCUUAACAUAUACAGUGCAUUCGGAAAGUAUUCAGACCCCUUGUCUUUUUCCACAUUUUGUUACGUUACAGCCUUAUUCUAAAAUAGAUUAAAUAAAUAAAAAAUCAUAAAUCUACACAUAAUACACCAUAAUGACAAAGUGAAAACAGGUUUUUAGAAAUUUUUGCAAAACUGAAAUAUCUUAUAUAAGUAUUCAGACCCUUUGCAAUGAGACUCGAAAUUUAGCUCAGGUGCAUCCGGUUUCCAUUGAUCAUAUUUCUACAACUUGAUUGGAGUCCACCUGUGGUCAAUUCAAUUGAUUUGACUUGAUUUGGAAAGGCACACACCUGUCUAUAUAAGGUCCCACAGUUGACAGUGCAUGUCAGAGUAAAAACCAAGCCAUGAGGUCGAAGGAAUUGUCCGUAGAGCUCAGAGACAGGAUUGUGUCGAGGCACAGAUCUGGGGAAGGGUACCAAAACAUUUCUGCAGCAUUGAAGGUCCCCAAGAACACAGUGACCUCCAUCAUUCCUAAAUGGAAGAAGCUUGGAACCACCAAGAUUCUUCCUAGAGCUGGCCGCCUGGCCAAACUGAGCAAUCGAGGGAGAAGGGCCUUGGUCAGGGAGGUGACCAAGAACCUGAUGGUCACUCUGACAGAGCUCCAUAGUUCCUCUGUGGAGAUGGGAGAAUCUUCCAGAAGGACAACCAUCUCUGCUGCACUCCACCAAUCAGGCCUUUAUGGUAGAGUGGCCAGACGGAAGCCACUCCUCAGUAAAAGGCACAUGACAGCCCACUUGGAGUUUGCCAAAAGGCACCUAAAGGACUCUCAGACCAUGAGAAACAAGAUUCUCUGGUCUGAUGAAACCAAGAUUGUACUCUUUGGCCUGAAUGCCAAGCGUCACGUGCAACCUGGCACCAUCCCUACGGUGAAGCAUGGUGGUGGCAGCAUCAUGCUGUGGGGAUGUUUUUCAGCGGCAGGGACUGGGAGACUAGUCAGGAUCGAGGGAAAGAUGAACGGAGCAAAGUACAGAGAGAUCCUUGAUGAAAACCUCCUCCAGAGCUCUCAGGACCUCAGACUGGGGCAAAGGUUCACCUUCCAACAGGACAAUGACCAUAAGCACACAGCCAAGACAACGCAGGAGUGGCUUCGGGACAAGUCUUUGAAUGUCCUUGAGUAGCCCAGCCAGAGCCCGUACUUGAACCCGGUCGAACAUCUCUGGAGAGACCUGAAAAUAGCUGUGCAGCGCGGCUCUCCAUUCAACCCGACAGAGCUUGAGAGGAUCUGCAGAGAAGAAUGGGAGAAACUCCCCAAAUACAGGUGUGCCAAGCUUGUAGCAUCAUACCCAAGAAGACUCAAGGCUGUAAUCGCUGCCAAUGGUGCUUCAACAAAGUACUGAGUAAAGGGUCUGAAUACUUAUGUAAAUGUGAUAUUUAAGUGUUUUAUUUUAAUUAAAUUAGCACUGUCCUAACAUACACUACCGGUCAAAAGUUUUCGAACACCUACUCAUUCAAGGGUUUUUCUUUAUUUUUACUAUUUUCUACAUUGUAGAAUAAUAUUGAAGAUAUCAAAACUAUGAAAUAACACAUAUGGAAUCAUGUAACCAAAGAAGUGUUAAACAAAUCAAAAUAUAGUUUAUAGCCACCCUUUGCCUUGAUGACAGCUUUGCACACUCUUGGCGUUCUCUCAACCAGCUGCAUGAGAUAAUCACCUGGAAUGCAUUUUAAUUAACAGGUGUGCCUUGUAAAAAGUUAAUUUGUGGAAUUUCUUUCCUUCUUAAUGCGUUUGAGCCAUUCAAUUAUGUUGUGACAAGGUAGUGGGGUAUACAGAAGAUUUGGUAAAAGACCAAGUCCAUAUUAUGGCAAGACCAGCUCAAAUAAGCAAAGAGAAACGACAGUCCAUCAUUACUUUAAGACAUGACGGUCAGUCAAUGCGGAAAAUUCCAAGAACUUUGAAAGUCUCUUCAAGUGCAGUCGCAAAAACCAUCAAGCGCUAUGAUGAAACUGGCUCUCAUGAGGACCGCCACAGGAAUGGAAGACCCAGAGUUACCUCUGCUGCAGAGGAUAAGUUCAUUAGAGUUACCAGCCUCAGAAAUUGCAGCCCAAAUAAAUGCUUCACAGAGUUCAAGUAACAGACACAUCUCAACAUCAACUGUUCAGAGGAGACUGUGUGAAUCAGGCCUUCAUGGUCGAAUUGCUUCAAAGAAACCACUACUAAAGGACACCAAUAAGAAGAAGAGACUUGCUUGGGCCAAGAAACACGAGCAAUGGACAUUAGACUGGUGGAAAUGUGUCCUUUGGUCUGGAGUCCAAACUGGAGAUUUUUGGUUCCAACCGCCGUGUCUUUGUGAGACGUGGGUGAACGGAUUAUCUUCGCAUGUGUAUUUCCCAACAUAAAGCAUGGAGGAGGAGGUGUUAUGGUGUGGGGGUGCUUUGUUGGUGACACUGUCUGUGAUUUAUUUAGAAUUCCACUUAACCAGCAUGGCUACCAUAGCAUUCUGCAGCGAUACGCCAUCCCAUCUGGUUUGGGCUUAGUGAGACUGUCAUUUGUUUUUCAACAGGACAAUGACCCAACACACCUCCAGGCUGUGUAAGGGCUAUUUAACCAAGAAGGAGAGUGAUGGAGUGCUGCAUCAGAUGACCUGGCCUCCACAAUCCCCCGACCUCAACCCAAUUGAGAUGGUGAAGGAAAAGCAGCUAACAAGUGCUCAGCAUAUGUGGGAACUCCUUCAAGACUGUUGGAAAAGCAUUCCAGGUGAAGCUGGUUGUGAGAAUCCCAAGAGUGUGCAAAGUUGUCACCAACGCAAAGGGUGGCUAUUUGAAGAAUCUCAAAUAUAAAAUAUAUUUAGAUUUGUUUAACACUUUUUUGGUUACUACAUGAUUCCAUAUGUGUUAUUCCAUAGUUUUGAUGUCUUCACUAUUAUUCUACAAUGUAGAAAAUACUAAAAAUAAAGAAAAACCCUUGAAUGAGUAGGUGUUCUAAAACUUUUGACCGGUAGUGUAUACCGGGCCAGUCAGACAGGGAAUCAGGUAACAUGGAUCAGGUGUGUUUACAUAUUGAUUAGCGAGAGGGGAGGAUUGGUCUUGGGGUGUAGCGUUUCCUGUCCAUCGCUCAUCCCCCAGUCACUUUGGAUAAAAUAGUCUGCUAAAUGACCAUAUUGUUAUUAUUAUGUUAUUAUUAACUACUAUUUUUCCCCCCAGCCCUCUGACGAGCCCCACCCCCGUGAUAUCCCUGCCUGAGCUCCCACCAAUCGACUACAAUGACCAGGCAGGGGCGGCGGCCCCUACACCCCUGAAACCGGCCCUGGUCAACGGUAUUGGCAUUAGUAAGUGUCUCUCUGGUUCUCUCCCUCUCUUUCUCUGUACAUCUCUCUCCCUGAGACCCCUGUUCUCUCUCUUCCUCUCUCUCUCUUUCCAUCUUCUGUUCACCCUGCUUUUGUACUCUGAACAUGAAGUACACAGGAGUGCAGCUCAUCCCUUACACCCCAGGUAAGACAAUGGGUGUUGUUGCAAUGCUGCAGACACUAAACAGCAGAGCAGGUAAAAUACCUCUCUACCUCUCAGAGCCAUAAACAACUCUGUCCUGAGGAGGGCGGAGGGGGAGAGAGAGGAGAGGGGAAGAGUAGGGUGGAUGAGGAGGAAAGGGGGAGGAAGAGAGGGGGAGAGUAGGGCGGAGUAGAGGAGGAGAACGGGAGAGGGGGAGAGUAGGGUGGAGUAGAGGAGGUAUUUAAACUAUCACUGUCACUGUGGUGUAGAGGAACAGCGUGUCUGUCAUAGUCUGCAUGACUGGGUACUGCUGUCAUUGUCUUCAGAUUUAACAAAGCCUUCUAGAGAGGCCAUAGGUGUUUGACUUCACAGAGUUACACUACAACAACACUAUAACCUACACUGUAGGUUUCACUGCUUUAGCUUUCUUAGUAUUGAACCUCUCCCUCUCUCCAUCCCUCUCUCCCUCCCUCUCUCCCUCUCUCUCCCUCCCUCUCUCUCUCUCUCUCUCUCUCUCUCUCUCUCUCUCUCUUUAGGGCAGGCGUCUCCUGUGUUGGAGGAGAUAGCAGAGGAGGGGGCAAGGGACAUGCUACCAGACCUGUUUGUGGUGCCCCCUCCUCCCCCGAGAAAGCGCCUCCCGAAUGCUUCCAUCCAGGGACCCCUGCCAGAGAAACCCCCCCGACUCCCCUCCGUGGACUUGACUGCCUAUGGUACAUCCCACCAACUUCUCCUCACACUGGAUAUCUCACAUUCCCAGACACACACACACACACACACACACACACACACACACACACACACACACACACUAAAAUGGAAAGGAUAGAGUAGUGUUAUCAGUGUGUGGUUAUUCUUGUUGAGUAACUAUCUGUCUCUCUUCACAGCUGUGGAGAUUCCUGUUCCUUCAGAGUUCUCCGAAGCUGAUCCUGCUCUCAACAUUCCUGAGUUUGAGGUAGUAGGAUUGAAUGUUCUGGAAUUGGAAGCCCCGGAGUUCCAGCCUGCAGACUUAGUGGAGUUAGAGGUGUCUAAGUGUGUGGACGGAGAAUACGGUGACCCUGAGUUUAUCCCACUAGAGGCAGACAACAUUCCAGAGACAGUGCUUCUAGAACAGGAGAUUCUGGAAGAGGGUGAGGAGCUUCCGGAAGUCGAGGACCAGGGAGUUCCAGAGUUUGGAGUUGAAUUCAGAGAGAUUCCAGAAUCAGAACUGGGGGUGGAGGUUCCAUUCGAGGUUCCUGUGGAGGUUCUUCAGGACACUGUCCAUGCCUCCCCUUUCAGCCAGGACUCCCAGCCAGCUGCAGGGUAACACAACCAGCUAUCUCUUACUCUCUCUCAAACGUACCUAAUUUUCAAGAACAUAUCCAGCUCUUGUUCUCCACUAGAAUAGUGCCUUAUGUCAUGUUGUUGUCACUGACUGACCGUUCUCCCACCCCCAACUCUCCAGAGCCCACGCAGAAGACGGCACCUAUGAGAGCUGUGACAAUGCCUAUGAGGACAUGCCCUCAGCCAAGCAGAAGGUCAAGGGUCAACCCACCAAGAAAAAAAAAGGAUCAGCGAAGAGUAAGACACAGGCACCUUACAGUAAGUUCUCACUCAUCAUAAAGAACCUUAGAUACUGUCCACCAUAUGACACUCCAGCUGUGGGUAUGAGAGAUGAGGUCAGAUGUGUGUGUGUGUGUUGUGUGUGUGUGUGUGUGUGUGUGUGUGUGUGUGUGUGUGUGUGUGUGUGUGUGUGUGUGUGUGUGUGUGUGUGUGUGUGUGUGUGUGUGUACUGUAUGUAAUGUAUGUAAUGUAAUGUAAUGUAAUGUAGUCCAGGCAGUGAGGCUAAUAUGUGGAGAUGUCUGUCUCCUUUACUCUUUUCUCCUAUCAACCCUUGACAAACUGACAUUGCUUUCUCACUCAUGAUUGGAUCUUAUCUAGCCAUAACUGCAGCCAAUAAGAUAAAUUAACAGAAACUAUGGGCUCAGAUGUCAUCAUGUUUUCUUAACUAUUUAUCUUCCUUUCAUCUUUCACAGACCCAUAUGCUGAGACUCAGCUUCCGGUAAGGAAUAUUUUGGGUAUAGCUCAGUAUUUGAAAGUAUUUGACCCAGGUCUGUGUUACACACAGUAAAGGCUUGAUCUAUCGCUCAGGUACUUCUCUGCAUCUAUCAUGUGUUCAUCUAAUGACCCACUAAAGAUCUUGACAGACAUGUCCCUCAUCUUCCAAUUGUUUACAGACUGAAGAAACACUCAAGACUGGCUGGUUCUUGAAGAAACCUGCCUCGGAAACCCCAGAUGAGAAAGAAUUGAAAAAGAAAGAAAAACAACGUCUGGAGAAGGAGAAGAAAGAACAGAAAGAAAGAGAGAGGAAAGAGCAGAAAGAGAGAGAGAAGAAAGAAAAUGAGAUGAAGAAGUUUAAGGUAAGUAACCCUAAGAGGAGAGGAGAGGAGAGGAGAGGAGAGGAGAGGAGAGGAGAGGAGAGGAGAGGAGAGGAGAGGAGAGGAGAGGAGAGGUAGAAAAGAGGAAAGAAGGGGAGAUGAGAGGAGGGGAGGGGAGAGGAGAGGAGGGGAGGGGAGAUGAGGGGAGGGGAGAUGAGAGGAGAGGAAAGGAGGGUGGAAUAGUAUUCUCGGGCAGUAGAAACCAGUGUGAUUUCAUUCCUUCAGGAUGGCAGAUUAUCUGAACAACAUGUUUACAUGGUAAUAACACAGAGAGAUGUCUUCUGACUUGAGAUACACAGGGUUAACUUACAUUUUUGAGCAAGUCUCCCAAUGACGUCAAUGAAUGAUUUUCAGUCAGAGUUGGAUCUCAAGUCUGAAUACUAACGACGGGGGAAGGGGUGGGACUUAUCAAAUAAAUAUCAAAGUGUUGCUAGUACGCACACUACAUACACUGCACACACUGCACACUACACUAAUAUGCUCUGUAAUACACAGAUUAAUACACAAGGUAAUAUCAACAGUAGCAGCCCCACUAGCAGUUUAUGUCAUUAAUGUAAAGCCCAACUGGAUUAACAGACUUACAUUACAUGAAUCACGCUCCUCUACAGUAAAUACAGUAUGGGCUGCUGAGAGUAUAUUUACACGUGUGUGUGUGUAGAUAACAGGUCAGAAGGAGGCUAUAUACCAGGCUACAGUAAUGGUAGCGUCUAAAGGACGUAAGAACGACCUGGCUGUGAAGAAUCGGGACAUCGUCAGCAUCAUACGGACCACAAACUGCCCCAAAGGAAAAUGGCUGGCCAGGGACAGCACUAAUACAUGUAGGUUACACACCUCCCUAACCCCUGACCUCUGACCUCUACACAAAUACAGAUGUGCAUAAAAUCAGUCAAAUGAAUGGCUCAAAAUCUGGAGUAGUUGUUUGAAUAUAGGUUUACAUAUCAAUGUGGGUGCAUAGAUUAGUACAUCUCAGUUAUAGCAGGUGCACAGCAGGAAAUGCAAACUUGUAGUGUAUUUGAGUUUUAAAAAGUAUUCUAAAGGUUGUAAUUUCCCAUUUGAAAUGUCAGACUUGAUUUGCCCUAAUGAAAAGUGUAUCAAACCCUACAAAAAUGUCCACAUAUAAUAAUUCAAAUUUCCUGUUGCUGCAGGAUUAUUUUGGCUCAAAUUAAGAUCCUACAUCUGUAUGUGUUAUAUGUAUGUGUGUGUGUAGAUGGGUACAUCUCAGUGAGCCACGUGGAGCUGGACAUUAAGGAGAUGUUGGAACUGGGGAAGAAGGCUUCUCGGGCCAUCAGCUGUAAGAACAGCACCACUCUGGUAGAACAGGGAGGAGAGGUGGCCAGUAUAGACAGCAGGACGUCCAACCAUUACCCACUACAGGAAGAUACAGACAGCUGUAAGUACUUCACUGAUUACAGUCAUUAAUUUAGUGCACAUGCACACGUGUCAUAUUGUGGAUCCAAAUAAACAAUUAAUCUCUGUGUGUGUGUGUGUUCUCCCCCCCAGUCACAGACGACAGUGAGGAGUGGACGCAUGAUGAUGAUGAACCUCUCUCCUCCCCCAUUGACGAAGAGCCCACAGAGAGGUCAGUCCAUAACGCAGAUAUUACAAUAUUGACUAUUAUAACAGUCUGAUUACAGCUGCGUCCGAAAUCCAUGCAAGUUUAACCUAUGAACGUUCUCUAUUCUCUUCUACAGCGGCCAAAUCCGAACAAUGUCCAUGCCGGAGAUGGGUGAGUGAAACACAACAGUCAAACCACAGAAUGAUCUAUCUAACUAUCAAUGAGCCGUGACUGGCCUAACCUUCCUGCAAUUCCUGUUUUUCUUAGAUUUUUUGUUCCUCUUGAAAUACCUAAAAUAUCUUUGGCUAACUAUUGCUUGUUGUUGUUGUUGGCUAUUAUUGUGUGCUUGUUCUUCCUCCAGGAAGCAGAGAGCCUAGCAUCCACCACCAACACACACUCAGUGAUGCAAGCAUAGAUGACAUUGACAUGCAGUGAGUCACACAUACAUAAUAGAUAGAUAAUGAUUUUAAUAUUAUUAACAAUAUUCUGUCCAAUAGCCUCCAUUCUGAUGUCUAUCUGUCUGUCUGUCUGUCUGUCUGUUCUGCAGGGCGAGACAUGAAGCACUUCAGAAGCUGGCCACUUUCUUCCACAAACCUGUUGUAGAGGGACCCAUCACGAGGUAUACACUUGCACACACACACACACACACACACAAAUGCAAAUAGUCUGGGUAGCCAUUUGAUUAGAUGUUCAGGAGUCUUAUAGCUUGGGGAUAGAAGCUGUUUAGAAGCCUCUUGGACCAAGACUUGGCGCUCCGGUACCGCUUGCCGUGCGGUAGCAGAGAGAACAGUCUAUGACUAGGGUGGCUGGAGUCUUUGACAAUUUUUAGGGCCUUCCUCUGACACCGCCUGGUAUAGAGGUCCUGGAUGGCAGGAAGCUUGUCCCCAGUGAUGUACUGGGCCGUACGCACUACCCUCUGUAGUGCCUUGCGGUCGGAGGCCGAGCAAUUGCCAUACCAGGCAGUGAUGCAACCAGUCAGGAUGCUCUCGAUGGUGCAGCUGUAGAAACUUUUGAGGAUCUGAGGACCCAUGCCAAAUCUUUUCAGUCUCCUUAGGGGGAAUAGGUUUUGUCGUGCCCUCUUCACGACUGUCUUGGUGUGCUUGGACCAUGUUAGUUUGUUGGUGAUUUGGACACCAAGGAACUUGAAGCUCUAAACCUGCUCCACUACAGCCCCGUCGAUGUGAAUGGGGGCGUGCUCGGUCCUCUUAUUUUUCCUGUAGUCCACAAUAAUCUCCUUUGUCUUGAUCACGUUGAGGGAGAGGUUGUUGUCCUGGCACCACACAGCCAGGUCUCUGACCUCCUCCCUAUAGGCUGUCUCCCGUUGUCGGUGAUCAGGCCUACCACUGUUGUGUCAUCGGCAAACUUAAUGAUGGUGUUGGAGUCGUGCCUGGCCAUGCAGUCAUGAGUGAACAGGGAGUACAGGAGGGGACUGAGCACGCACCCCUGAGGGGCCCCCGUGUUACCUACCCUUACCACCUGGGGGCGACCCGUCAGGAAGUCCAGCAUCCAGUUGCAGAGGGAGGUGUUUAGUCCCAGGAUCCUUAGCUUAGUGAUGAGCUUUGAGGGCUGAGCUGUAGUCAAUGAAUAGCAUUCUCACAUAGGUGUUCCUUUUCUCCAGGUGUGAAAGGGCAGUGUGGAGCGCAAUAGAGAUUGCAUCAUCUGUGGAUCUGUUGGGGCGGUAUGCAAAUUGAAGUGGGUCUAAGGUUUCUGGGAUAAUGGUGUUGAUGUGAGCCAUGACCAGCCUUUCAAAGCACUUUAUAGCUACAGACAUGAGUGCUACGGGUCUGUAGUCAUUUAGGCAGGUUACCUUAGUGUUCUUGGGCACAGAGACUAUGGUGGUCUGCUUGAAACAUGUUGGUAUUACAGACUCAGACAGGGAGAGGUUGAAAAUGUCAGUGAAGACACUUGCCAGUUGGUCAGCGCAUGCUCGGAGUACACAUCCUGGUAAUCCGUCUGUCUUGUGACUGUUGACCUGUUUAAAGGUCUUACUCACAUCGGCUACAGAGAGCGUGAUCACACGGUCGUCCAGAACAGCUGAUGCUGUCAUGCAUGCUUCAGUGUUACUUGCCUCGAAGCGAGCAUAAAAGUAAUUUAGCUCGUCUGAUAUGCUCGUGUCACUGGGCAGCUCGCGGCUGUGCUUCCCUUUGUAGUCUGUAAUAGUUUGCAAGCCCUGCUACAUCCGACGAGCGUCGGAGCCAGUGUAGUACGAUUCAAUCUUAGUCCUGUAUUGACGCUUUGCCUGUUUGAUGGUCCGUCGGAGGGCAUAGCGGGAUUUCUUAUAAGCUUCCGGGUUAGAGUCCCGCUCCUUGAAAGCGCCAGCUCUACCCUUUAGCUCAGUGCGGAUGUUGCCUGUAAUCCAUGGCUUCUGGAUGAGGUAUGUACGUACAGUCAGUGUGGGGACGACAUCAUCAGCACUUAUUGAUGAAGCCAGUGACUGAUGUGGUGUACUCCUCAAUGCCAUUGGAAGAAUCCUGGAACAUAUUCCAGUCUGUGCUAGCAAAACAGCCCUGUAGCUUAGCAUCUGCUUCAUCUGACCCUUUUUUAUUGACCGAGUCACUGGUGCUUCCUGCUUUAGUUUUUGCUUAUAAGCAGGAAUCAGGAGGAUAGAAUUAUGGUCAGAUUUGCCAAAUGGUGGGCGAUGGAGAGCUUUGUACGUGUCUCUGUGUGUGGAGUAAAGGUGGUCUAGAGUUUAUUUCCCUCUGGUUGCACAUUUAACAUGCUGGUAGAAAUUAGGUAAAACUGAUUUAACUUUCCCUGCAUUAAAGUCCCCGGCCACUAGGAGCGCUUCCUCGAUGAGCGUUUUGCUGUUUGCUUAUGGCUGUAUACAGUUCAUUGAGUGCGGUCUUAGUGCCAGCAUCGGUUUGUGGUGGUAAAUAGACAGCUACGAAUAAUAUAGAUGAAAACUCUCUUGGUAGAUAGUGUGGUCUACAGCUUAUCAUGAUAUACUCUACCUCAGGCGAGCAAAACCUUGAGACUUCCUUAGAUAUCAUGCACCAGCUGUUGUUUACAAAUAUACAUAGACCGCCACCCCUUGUCUUACCAGAGGCUGCUGUUCUAUCCUGCCGAUACAGUGUAUCUAACCUGCCUGCUGUAUGUUAUUCAUGUCUUUGUUCAGCCACGACUCGGUGAAACAUAAGAUAUUACAGUUUUUAAUGUCCCGUUGGUAGGAUAUACGUGCUUGUAGUUCGUCCACUUUAUUAUCAAGCGAUUGUAAGUUGGCCAAUAGUAUCGAUGGCAAAGGCAGAUUAGCCACUCAUCUCCGGCUCCUUACCAGGCACCCCGAUCUCCUUCCGCGAUAUCUCCUUUUCUUUCUACUGCGAAUGACGGGAAUGAGGGCCCUGUCGGGUGUCUGGAGCUCUCUCAUCCGACUCAUUAAAGAAAAAUGAUUUGUCCAGUUCAAGGUUAGUAAUCGCUGUUCUGAUGUCCAGAAGCUCUUUUCGGUCAUAAGAGACGGUAGCAGCAACAUUAUGUACAAAAUAAGUCACAAACAUUGCGAAAAAAAACACAAAAUAGCACGGUUGGUUAAGAGUCCAUAAAACGGCAGCCAUCCCCUCCGGCGCCAUCUAUAAAGUCAUGACGACAGUCAAAUGCCACGUGACCGUUUAGUCACGGUAAUUAGGCUUCUCCAAGCUCUGAUGCUGCUGAUGGUCUUUAGUAGCCUACCAAACUUUCUAACUGCCUGGUACUCAGCACUCUAUUGUCCCUCUAAUCACUCUGACAUCAAUGCAAAUGUAAUCGAAAAUCUAAUCAAACACUUCAUGAGAGCCCAUGAGCUCAUGUUGUGCAACAUUUCUAUAGGCUAUGUAAUUGCGUGAGAAAACAGAGUGAUGGCCUCUAUUAAAAAGAGGAGGAUCCCAUCAGCUUUCUAUAGGCUAGGCCUACUAUAUUUAUUUCUCAACUUUCCUAAUAUUAAGCACAUUGCUUCUCUUUACAACAGGAGUCUAGCCUACCUGGCUGGCAUGAAAAUGAACCACGGGAAAAGCGUCCUCCAUUUGCUAUUUAAGUGUAUGUAUUUUUUUCGCUGCCCUGUUUUGAGACAGGUGCAUGAUAAUGAUCCAUUCUAAAUCGAAACAAAUUUCACAAAUAUAUUAUUUAGUAUAUGUAAAGACUUGAUUAAAUCAAGAAUAGUGUGAUGGGUGACAAUAUUAGCUUAUCACUUGUGAAUUACAUAUUAUCACUUGUGAAUGAUGCCCAGCUUAAGGCAAACAGCGCAUGCUUUUUUUUGACACAUUUUUCAAAUCAUAGUCGCACGCCUCAUGUAGCCUAGCCCAUAGGCCAGGGGCGGUGUGUUCAUUAGGGCGAUAUGGGCGACGCACUGCCAAACAGGAAAAGGAAGGGAUUUUUUUUUCUAAUCAAUUAUAUCACGGCAACAGUAGUUAUCAGUGUUCUAAUCUAGACGUCUGAUCUGCCACUAAAUGUCCAAUCAGGCUAAAGUCGUGCUUCAAAUGGCCCCGCCCCUUUUGGGGCGAUUUCAGUCAGGUUGAAAAUCGCCCCAGAAGUCUCUCAUAGACUCUCAUGUAAAAUCUUUUUUUUUCAAAUAUCAGAGCUUUCAAUACAAUCUCUAUGGGUUCCGGGAGGGCUUGCACUUACGCGCUUUCGUCAUACGUAACAUAACCAUGAACGUAACUAAGAAAAGAGCGGGUAGCAGCGUCAAUCAAUUCACGUACUACUGUCAAGAUGGCUAGCGUUCAGUGCAACUCGAUUGUCUCUUUGAAAGAAGUUCCUUUUUGUCGGCGAACAAAUCAAGAUAAAUUGGCAACGAAACAAUUAGGACCUCCCAGACCAAAUUUAAUAAUUCAACAGGUUUCUACUAAAGGGGGAAAGUCCUACACCCGAGGAUUUUCCAAAAAUUGGUACGAACGAGAAACCUGGCUAGCAGGCUGCGAUGUAGCUAAUGCAGUCUUCUGCUACCCCUGCUUACUCUUUCACCCUGAAGGCGGCACGGCAGACAGCACCGCUUGGACAGCGACUGGUGUAACGGACAUGCACCAUCUUUCAGAAAAGAUUAAGAAACAUGAGCUGUCAAAGACCCACAUGGAUAGCUGUUUGAGAUUGUCUGCUUUGGGGAGAGUGAACAUUGCCACUCAACUGGAUGAGGGAUACAGGCUAGCUGUCCGCCGCCACAACGAUGAGGUUAGCAAGAACCGCCACAUCCUCAGCCGGCUAAUCCAGUGUGUGAAGUUUUGCGGAGUGUUUGAGUUAGCUUUGCGAGGCAAAGAUGAAACUGAGGGCUCCACCAACCCUUGUAUUUUUCUUGGACUUGUCAACUUUGUGGCACAAUUAGAUGAGGUGUUUUAUGGAAAUGCAUAUUGUUUAUGCAGUGUUGAGGAAUGUGAAAGAACACCCUUGAUUAUUUUUACUGUGAUAACUUAUUUUGCUUUUGUAAGCCAACACUUUUGAGAUCAGUCAAUAAAUGCUUCUGGUAUUGACUUAUAUGCUGCCCCUGUCUUCAUGUUGUUGCUGGACAUAUCUUUUUUUAAAUGUGUGUAGGUCACCUAAAUCAUCAGAAAAAUUGCCCCCCCUGAGAAUUUUUUCAGGAGCCGCCACUGCCAUAGGCCUAUAUGUUUUGAAAAGGUUUUUAUCACAACUAAAGUGGCCAAAUAACUUCUUAAAAUGAAGGACAUUAAUCUGCUUUACAACGAACGGGUGUAGAGACUAACAGGCAUACAUACGCAAUGAGUGAGUUUCAAGUUUGGGGAAGAUAAUUUUCACUAAAAAAAUGCACCUUUAUAAUAAAAGCAUUACAUGCAUAAUCGCAUUUGUGGUCACUUUUGAGAAUGGUGUUUUCCUGCUAAUGGAACAUUUGCGCUUAAAGCCUACUGCCGUGUGCGCAUUGCUGUGCUUAUAAUGUGAAGAAAUAGCCUAAUAGUUUAUCAACUUUUUAAGCUAAACGUUCUCAUCUGUUGCGUCAGGCUCAUUGCUUAAAUCUGGUUUUUUUAUGCUAGUGAUUGAAUUAAUUUGGGAUCUAUCGCAUCCCACAAUUGUCCCAGACUAUGUUUGGAAUAUUUAUUUCUCGCACAGAAUAGAAUAAGUAAACUUUUGUACUAUGGGGGAUAGUAGACUGACAUAGGCUAGUGCUUUUGCUGUUCGUUAGGCCUACUCAUCUUGUUGGCUGACGAAAAGUAAAUGUGGACAGUUCUUCCAAUAUCUUCAAUAUGCGCCUCAGAAUUAGAUAAGGAUGCGAGCAGUUGCGUCCCCGAUGUGUCGGUCUUCACCUGUAGCAUAGUGAGAAAGGCCCGAUCACGUGACUGAGAGCCAUGUGAGUGAGAGGUGCUUCGGCACGCAGCCGGGAGAAGGGAAUUAUAAUUAUUAUAUUCAGCCCAAGGGCACAAUGGCCACUGGCCGCAAAAGGCAUGGAUUAUUUUAGGGGGCAUUACGGCCAAACAAAGGGGAUGCAGCUGGGAAAUUCGAGGUAUUAUCAAGUGCUUGUCAAAUUGUGAAUGAGAGACUGAUGAAGUUUGUACAGCCUGCGCAACAAACAAAGCAGAGCUCAUGCCUUUCAUGUGACUUUUUUCAAAUCAUCAUUAGAGUCACAUCAUGCAGCCUUAGAAUGUAUUACAAAUGAAAACAUAUAGCCCAACAGUUGUAUCACAACUAAAGUUACACAAAUAACUCUAAAUUAAGCAUAUAGGAGUACCUGUUUCUUUGUUAUCCGCUCAACACAGAAUAGCCGCAUGUGCGCACUCCCUCAAAUCGUUUGGAGAAAAUAUCCUUUCUGUUUUAUUCAGCUAUGUUCAAUUGUAUUCUUCAUACUAUAAAAUAAUUCCACGGAAUUCUAAGCAAAUCUUGUCUGCUAAAUGAACUAGUGUAGCCCACAGCCAUAUGGCAUAGCCAGAUCAGGGCCUAACAUAAGGACAACUCAGAGUAUGCUAUUCUGUUCUUCUGAAAUAGACUACAUUUCCUUCAGCAGCUCCUCUUCUCUUAUUUUUUUCUCUUUCUUCUCCUCUCCCUACUCCCAAUCUCUCUCUUUCCCUACUGUCUCCCUCUAAGAAGACCUGAAGAACCUGAAACUGAACCUGAAGAAGAACCGAUCAGUAAGUAACCGCUCUGGGUGGAUUCUGUGUCCUACACAUUGCACACAUUAGGUCUAUAGUCCUUGGGCUGGUUACCCAGACCCAAAUUAUCCAUUGUGCAUGCCUUUCUUUCAAACAGAUGUAGAAUCUUAAUUUGAUCACCCUGUUGCAGGAGAACUUUCUUGCAAUGCAAAAAAGGCUUCUGAAGUUUGUAAUUUCCACAUUUACAUUUUUUAAAACUUGAUUUUACAUUUCCCUUAUGAAAAAUGUAUCAACCCCUACAAAAAUGUCCAUUAAUUAUAAUCCACAUAAUAAUUCACAUUUCCUGUUGUUGCAGGAUUAUUUUCCUGCUGGACCAAACUGGCUCAAAUUAAGAUCCUACAUCUGUAAUAGUCCCGAGGGGUAUACUACAAAGCAGGAUCAAUGAGUUAGCCAGCUAACUUGCCUAAAUAUUCUGAAAUAACGUUAACUUUUUAGAAAGAUGAGCUUGAAAUUGGCAUGAUCUAUUGACUCAACAACCAAAACACAUAUAGAACUUUAACUUUAUUAAUGAAUCAAAAACUCAACAGUUAUUUCUGGUUUGUUAUCAAAGUUAGCUGGCUAAUUCAUUGUUCCUAGUUUGUAGUAUACCCCUCAGUAGGGUUAAAUCUGGGUCUAGGAAACCAGCUCAUAAUGGUUGAAAGAAUGUUGUUGGAAUUCAUGAGUUCAGUGAAAGGAAUUCACUUUCUACUUGUGAAUCUGACACUCAGAUGACAGUGGGAAAAUUCUUUUAAAACAUCUUCCUUCUUUCAUUUCCAGGCCCUAUGGACAUAGAAGGACCAGAGACGGUGUACCUGUAAGUAGGAUAGAAAGAAAUGUCACAUUGUGUAUUCUGUUAUCAGACUGGUUUUCUGGGCUUGGGUUGUGAAUGUUAUUGAGCUGUGUCACUGAGUGUGUGUGAGUGUAGGUGUGUGUCUGACAGGCAUUUGUGUGUGUGUGUGUGUGUGUGUGUUUGUAUGUGUCUUAAAGGCAUUUGAGUGUAUGUCUAACAGGCAUUUGUGUUUGAGUGUGUCUGAAAGGCUUUUGUGUUUGAGUGUGUGACAGGCAUCUGUGUGUGUUUCUCUGUAGGUGUAAAGAGGAAGCAGAUUUGAAGCUUCCAGAUAUGGUGAUUCUUCCUCCUCCUGACCUGUAUGCAGACAUCAUCAUCAGUGAUACUUAGUAGACUACAAACUACCUACAGGUAAGAAAGUUGCUUUACUUUACAGCUCAAAUAGUCACCACUGAGCAGAAACGCUGAUCAGUCAAUUACAAGGCUAUUGAUAAUGCAUUGAUGAUGUCUGGGUCUGUUCUCUCUUCUGUGAGCAGCUGGAGAACAGAAGAAGAACGGCAAGAUGGUAUGUCUGUCGUCGACUGCCAGUCAUCUGCCAGAUAACAAAGACUUGUAGGAUCUCUGUCUGCACAACCUGCAAUCAGAUGGACUAUUUCUGUUAUAAUAUUGUUUCGGCCGGGAUUCAAUCCGAGCGCUCUAGUCGACAAAGCAGCUUUUUAUGGCAAUGUUACCAUGUUCGCGGAGAUCGCAUUCAAGGUAAAUGCUGCAGAUGUCGGCAAAUAACUUUUAAUUGGAAAUUACCGAUAAAUGUCAAGGACACUAUAGCACGGUUUUGGAUUUAAUCUCUUGUAUUGAUGUCCGUCCAGGGUUAUGGAGGAUGACAUGAAGGGCAUUAUACAGACAGAGAGCAGUUCUGUUUAUACUGAAUGUUUAAUCGUUUUAUAGAAAGACAAUUAUGGGAUACCAUACAUGCGAUGGUUGAGGUUCCACUGUGUAAUGAUGUAUCUUUACAAGUGUUCGUGUUUGAAAUGGCUAUGACGACUCAAUACUGUAUCCAGCUACUGUCUGUGUCUCCAAUGACACCCUAUUCCCUGUGUAGUGUACUAACUUUGACCUAAGUGGUUAGCCACAUAGGGCUCAGUCAAAAGUAGUGCACUACACAGGGAAUAGGAUGCCUGCCAUAUUAGACUUUUCUGUUGUUUUUUAUAUUCCCAAUGAAUUUCCCAUUAAGUAUUAUAGAGAGAGAAAGCCAUUUGAUGUAACAUUUAGUUUAAGUCAUGCUCAUUUAGCUACCACCUCUGCUAGUUGUGAUCUGGUGAUUAAUAAAAACUCAAAGCAGUGGUCUAUUGUAUAGGUCAGUUUAUUGUGUUUGACAAUAAAUUCUCAGUAAAGUGCAAAUAAGAACAGCAACACCAUGCAGUGCAUAUAACACAAAAACCACACGUCAGACAGAGAGACGGCGGGGAACAAGAGAGGGAGGGAGAGGUAGAUUUCACUCUCACACAGUGAAGAACACUUUGGUUCCAGAAGUCUGGAUGCAUUGACAACACACCUUAACCCUUGGCAAGAGGUACACCUUACACUGGUAGAGUGGGUGUGUGUAUACCUUAAAGUAAGUAGUAUGUGUGUGUAAAUACCUUUCCCUUGUACGAGCAGAGAACAGGGGUGUUGCUGUGGGUAAUUGCAUGAGUCUUGCAGCAGGGGGCAGAGUUUCUAUAAAUAUGUCCCUCUUCCGUGUUUCCCAAACUCGGUCCUGGCGACCCCAAGGGGUGCACGUUUAGUUGUUUGCCUUAGCACUACACAGCUGAUCCAAAUAAUCAACUUAUCAUCAAGCUUUGAUUAUAUGAUUCAGCUGUUUAGCGCUAGGGCAAAAACCAAAACCUGCACUCCUUUGGGUCCCCAGGACAGUUUGAGAAACGCUGCUCUAUAGGUCUGGGUUCCUUAUUGAAUGUAUAGUCUCAUAAAGAGAGAAAACAGACUGCACUAACUGCUACUUAGGACAAAUGACAAGGUAACAGGAAACAAGGUAACAGAAGGAUAGAAGAGAGGUUUAGUGUCUCCUCUCGCUGUGGCUCAAAACACACGCUAAUAAACGACAAACAAAUAACUCCAGAUGGAGGGCGGGAGGGAAAGAGAGAUACAAAUGAUUCUACAUUUAGUAACAAACCGAACACAGAACAGAUCACCAUCAUGGUACCAGAACACAACAGAAACACACACUAGCAUGCAUCAGAUCAGCCAGAGCCAAGUCCUUACUGGCUCCAGCAGAACAGGACAGACAGACAGAGCCAGGAGGAAAACUGUAUACUGUAAACCAUCGGACAAAUGGUAAAGGGAGAUUUGUUCCAUUAUAAAGACCAGAGAACAGAGUGCUUUAUAAGCAAUACUUUUAUACGACUUCUAAUCAGUCAGUGGUCUUGCAUAUCUAUUCCAAUGCCUAUCAUCUCUCCCCCUCUCUCGCUCUACCUAUAGUUAUAUUAGUCAGAUCUCAAAUCUCAUUGGCACAUAAACUACAGUAUGUCUUCUGACCAAUCCAUGGCAAGCUCCUGUCUUUCACUCCUCUCCUCUACACUCACACACAUCAGUGUACACACAAACAGAAACAACAGUAUGGUUUCCAUUCUGUUUCUACAAACAAAACAACAUGGCCACCAAGCUAGAAGCAACAUUUGUGUUUUUAAGGCACCUGGAGAAAGGUUCUGGAGCUUAGAGUCCACUGAGGCUUGCUACAGAUACACUUCCCUCCCUCCUCCUCCUCCUCCUCCGUCAGCCAGCCACGUUAGCAUCAAUGCCAACUAAUCCACAGAACAAUAUUACCAGUCAGCUAGCCUCCCCUCUCUCUACGACCUCACCUAAAAUAUCUUCAAACUCAGUAUGGAAUUCUUAAACAUCAGCAGUGAUUCAAUACUCAAUAUUCAGUAACCACACACAGCCUUUAAAAAAAAAAAGAAGAAUCUGAUAUCUAAAUAAUAACAAUCCUUUUUGUAUGUAGAAACUACAUUUUUUGGUAUGUCAUUUCAAUCAACAUCUACUCCACUACUCAAAAUGAUAGUAAUAUAAAUAUAUGGAUAACAAAAUCUGUGUCGUUAUAAAAACCAUUUAAAACCAAAAAUAAAAUGUGCAAUGUGUUUGUUCUAUGGUAACCUAACGUAGUAGGCAUAAAAGAAAACGCCUUAGCGGAGUUCCCACAUCCGGUUUUCAGUGGAAAAGAAAGCUAGGUUGAAUUAGCUGUAUCCUUGAAAACCAGAUGCAUACAAUUGUUUGCAACUCCGCUAAGGCUAGUUCUAUGGUGAUGGCUAUUCAGCAGCUGAUUGGAGGUUGAGAGAAAUGUGGGAGGAGCUGCCUAUCUUUAUACAGUCUAUGGGAGCUACAGUAGAUUUGACCUAACGUGACCCUGCCCCAGCAAGUUUGAUCUCUAACCCCUAACCCCCUAACCUUUCCCAUGGCCAGGAUGGCUCUAGACAGGAAGCCUAACCACAGAUCUAGAAUCAGUAUCCCUUGCCCAGCCCAAACCUAUAACACAUGGAGGUAACAACACACGACUGACUCUAGAUAUGGGGUUAGAGGCACGUCUUCCCUGCAGCGGUCAGUGUUCUACUAAACUUAGGCCAGGAUCACACCGAUAUCAAACUGUCUAACUACAAGGCUCAGGGCAAGGUUCUGUUUUAGAGGUUAUGCAAGUAGGACCUGGAGUCUUCCUGACUUUUUGACGUUGACCAGGGAAAACUUCAGGUUAUCCAGCAGGGUUAACCCUCUCUAGCGGGCCAGUGUGGUGAUGAGACUGGCACACAUCUCAAAGAAGUCCAUGGUGUGGCUGCCCUGGCGCGGGGUGGGGGUGGAGGUGAUGAGGGCAGCGCUGGAGCACAGCGACCCAGGCAGGGAGGAGCUGAGCUGGGGGAGAUCCACGGCAGGUAAGGCUGAGUCCACACUGAGUCUUGGUCUAUGGAGCCCUGCAGUGGAGCCUGACCUCUGGGGGGUGGAAGAGCCCGACUUAAACCCUACUGCCUCCAUGAUGUCAUCUGGAGAGGGGGAAAGGAGCGUUCAGGACAGGAGAGGAAAGGUUAGUGUUUGUUUUUGUAGCUACUCAUCUGUACUCAGUAAUUGUUGUACAGUUGUAGUAAGAGAAAACUGUAAAUGCUGUUUCAAAUAAGUAAAAAAGUACAGUUACUACGGUUUAACCAGGUAUCUAAGGACAGUUUGCUUUGGUGUAUAUUAUAAGAUAUUUUCAUGUUAUAGAGCUGUUGUACCGUCGAUGCUCUUGAAGUCCAGCAGGUAGGAUCUGUUGUCCACCUGGUACAUCUGGAGACUCAUCUUCACCAGGUUGCCUGUUACUGGGUUCUUACUCCGAACACGCAGGUGGUACGGGUUCACCACCUACACAUAUCACACACAUACACACACACCUUAACAUGUACAGUAUACACACAACACGUACGCACACACACACACACUGUGCCUCACCUUCCAGUCAUACUGUAGCUGUCUCAUAGCCCUGUAGACCUCAGCCAUGAUGUCAUAGGGUCUGCUCUGACUCCUGAUGCCUAGGUGCCACUUGGCUUUCUUCACUGCCAGGGGUUUGGCUCUGGUGGUGUUCAGGGCAUCCAGCGGGCAGCGCGCCUGCAGACAGAGAGAGAGAGGAGAGAAUCUUUAUUUUCCCCAACAAGCAGUCACAAAUACAUGAGGACAAGAAGACUGCAUGCAAAUAUACUAUACUGCCAAUGUUGCAUUUGCAUUCCAACAGUUUUGUUUUUGACUGCUAGACUAGUAUCAUGGAAGAAGCACUUCAUCAAGUGUUUACACUUUAGAGAUAUUGUAUCUGAUUUUAUAUAAACAUUAUAGACGCGACGAUAGUCCUGUCUAUAUUAGGUUUUAAUAGUACAUAGAAUAGAACCAGGUACAGGUGCUUGCCUUGGGGCUGUCUACCAGCAGGGGGGGCAUCCUCUCUGGGUGUGGUUUGACCCCGGGGGGCAGGGGCAUGCCAUCCUCCAUGAAGGAGCCCUGGGGAGGGCUGGAGGCCAGGUAGAACUCACUGGCCUGGGUCAUGAUACGACGGUUGUCUAUAAUCAGAUGGUAUGCUACCGCUAGCUGGUCCUGGAGAGACAGAAUGAGAGAGGGUGGAGAGAGAGCGAUAGAGGGUGAGUGUGUUUGUCUGUGUACUGUAUGACUAAGUGUGUGUGUGUGUGUUUGCACUAGUGUGCAUACUGUGUACAGUAUGUACCUGGGGGUCUCCGCUGUACAGGCUGCACAUCACCUCAGACUCUGUGCUCUCAAACUUGUCACACACCUCCCUGACGGCCUCCUCAUCCAGAACCGUGGCGUCAUAAGACAGGUCCUCAGGAAACAGGUAGCCUGGCAGGUCCUGCUUAAACCACUCAUGUUCCCUACACACACACACACACACACACACACACACACACACACACACAAACACAAACACAAACACAAACAAAAUAACAGUUACUGUCCAUGAUUCUUCUAUUCUUUUGCUCUGGACCAACCUUCAACCACCACAAACCAGCGUUUGGCUACGUUUGCCAGUAUUAUCCCAUUAAAAGCAUCAGCAUCAUCAUCAGUAGGGAAGGUUAGAAGUUAGAGGUCAGGGGUUACCUAAUGUCUUUAAUGGUGGCUCUCUUCAAUGGGUCGACCUGCAGCAUGAGCAGCAGCAGGGAGGCAACAGGGCGAGUGAGGUAUUCUGGCAUAUAGAACACACCCCCUCUGAUCUUCUUAAACAGUGUGGGAACAUGUUCGUCAUCAAAGGGCAGAGUCCCACACAGCAAUGCAUACAGGAUCACCCCACAACUCCAUAUAUCCACCUCAGGGCCAGCAUAUAACCUGUUACCAAAGCAAAGCAUACAGGAUCACCCCACAACUCCAUAUAUCCACCUUAGGGCCAGCAUAUAACCUGUUACCAAAGAAAAGCAUACAGGAUCACACCACAACAUCCUACAGCAACCACACUCAAUAGGCAGACCGCGGUACUGAUCCGAACCCUGUUGGGGGGGGGGGGCACAGAAUUGUUAUUUUGCCCACGCUACAGACGGCUAUAUCGGUCUGGUAAUAAAGGACUGUUUUUUUUCUUCUUCGGAUUGUUCGGGGGGUGCUCAGCACCCCUACUUCCCGUGGCUAUGCCGCCAUUUCCUGGUUACAAAAAUGAUAAUACUUCGCUUAAUUUCAAUUUAUGUGACCAAACAAGCAUGUAUAGUGUAGAGAAUCGUUGUACCAUCUAAACCGCUGUGAAAUAUAUUUUCCAUAACAAAAACAUUUGUAUUUUCAGCUGUUUGAAGAUGGUGUACAAAACCGAAAGUAACAGACUCAAAAACGAAACUUAAAAACGGGAAGCUUAGAAACAGAUCUAUCGCUUCUUAGACUUGCGUUCAAUGAGAAUGAUAGCUCUAUAACACAAAUGUCUAUGUGAAUUUGAUCAGGUCACCCAAAAAGUUACAUAUUGCAGCUUUAAGGAACUCGGUCAGGUAAGUUGUAAUAGUAAUUGUAAUAGCAAUUUCUAAAUUUGGUAGUGCAUUAGCAGCUUUUAUUAUAUGAACACACAUAAGACAUGGCAAAAUGUGUCGAAUUGCAGGAAAUUAGCUUGAAAACGAGGUGGGGGUUUGUUACUAUGCUGAUAAAUGACAAUAUAUCCAUCCAGACUUUUGCCACCUAGGACAUUUUUGUACCCCUGUCCUACAGUAUCAACCUUAGGACCUGCAUACACACACACACACACACACACACACCUUCCAGAGAUGACUUCAGGAGCAGCGUAGUUGGGAGAUCCACAGCUGGUCCUCAGGAACUCCCCAUCUGACAUCAUGUUUGACAACCCUGUUGACCAGAGCACAUCAUUUUCUAACAACAUUAUCUUCAAGCUCAAGUUCCUGAUGCUAUCUUGGAACUAUGUUAUGAGAGGGUUAGUGUUAGGUCGUGCCAUGGUUAGGUCUCUAGGCCUGUAUAAUGUGUUUAUUCAGCUUUACUAACCCAGUCCUCUAAGCUCCACACAUGCUGCGCUGAUAGGAUCAACUUCUCCCUAACCUUACCUUCACUAUACAUGCUUAUUAUCUAUGCAUAGUCACUUUAACUCUACCCAUAUGUACAUAUUACCUAAAUUAACUCGACUAAUCUGUGCCCCCGCACAUUGACUCUGUACCGGUACCCCCUGUAUAUAGCCUCGCUACUGUUAUUUUACUGCUGCUCUUUAAUAAAAAAAUGUUUUCAUUUAUUUGUUAUCUAUUUUUUACUUAACACUUUUUUUUUUCUUCUUAAAAUUGCAUUGUUGGUUAAGGGCUUGUAAGUAAGCAUUUCACUGUAAGGUCUACACCUGUUGCAUUCGGCGCAUGUGGCAAAUAAAACUGGAUUGUAUUUUUUGAUUUGACCUAACCUUCCCACGAUUUUCUCUCUUCCCUUGCCCUCUCUCUCUCUCCCCCUCUUUCUCCCCCUCUCUCUCUCCCGCAGUCUUUCUAUGAUCAGGUGACACAGGCCCUGACAGGGCUCCCUGCCAGAGUGGAUAUCAGACCUGCCUGUUGCUAA